GCCCUCAGCCUGGAUCCUCAGCCUGGAUCAUCCCCGUGUCACGUGCGAGCGCUGUGGAGGUGGAAGCGAAGCAGUGUUUGCGUCCCAGUUACCUAAUAGUGUUUGCAAAUAGAGCAGUUGGUGGAGAGAGGCCUCACUUUACUUCUGUCUGGCACUGCAGUGCCUCAGUCCUCUUCUCUCCCACAUCCCACAGCCAGGAUUUGGCAGCUGUAGGGUGCUUUUCAGAAGAAGCCCUUUCAAACCAUGUGAUCUGGAGUUCAGAAAGCUGAGAGACUUCAACACCCUUGAGAUGCAGGGUUCGGCUUGGUGGGCAGAGGGACUCUCACAUUCCCACUUGUGCUGCUGAGGAGGACUGGGAGGGCACAUCUGCAGCUGGAUGUCUGUGAACGACUGCACUGUGAACAUCAAACUCUUCUGCCACGGAGCUGAUGCUGUUCAGCUUCCAGGACUUGCUACUAUGUGAAAUUUGCUCCCUGCUUUGGAAGGGAAUGUUUUUGCCACUUGAAGUGGAUCUCCUGCUAGCUUAGUGUGCUAUGCCUGUGCCCUCCUGGCCUCCUACAUGCUGCAGCCAGCCGUCCUCCUCUCCGUGGUGGAGGAUCCCAGCCUUUUUAGUCUCACCUCUCGAGGAACUGCCUCUUGGUGGUUUAAUUGCUUUUCUUUGAGCAGCUGUAACAGCCCUGUGCCCUUGUUGAAUUCCAGAGACCAGAGCUGACUGCAGGGUGCAGUUGUGGAUGUGCUGGUGUUCAGCAGAGCAGCAAGUGAUGCUCUGUCUUGGUUUCACCACUCCUGAUGACUUUUUUUCAUCUGCUGCACCCUGACCUGAUCAUUUUGUACAACUGUCAGCAGUGUCUGAGAUAUCUUUAUUGAGUUUAUAAAUGCCUCUUUGAAUUAAAUGCUGUGAAGUUUUCCAUAAAGAGAUGAGGGUGAUGCUGCCACUGCAAGGAGGUGGUUUUUAAUCCUUUAGAAAUAAAAGGAGGGGAGAUGGAUCUUUAAAUUAGAAAACUGCUGUUGCACUCUUUUGUAAUUGGGUAUUCCUGACUCCUUUGGGAAGACUUAGUCUGAUUAGGGUGUUGUACUCUUUUAUGCUCUGUAUUGACAUGGGAGGCAGCCAUCUGUAGUACUGGAAUUAGCUUUAUUAGAGAGAGUGGUUUAUGCAGCAGCAUUCAUGUGGUUGUGAACCCAUGAAGGAAGUUGCUAUAUCAGAGUUAUUUAGAAAAACCUGGAAUGUCACUGCAUCUCACUUAAGUGAGGAUGGUGUAUCUUCUGCUUGGAAAAGCAUACCCUGAAAUCAGCUCAGCUGAGGUGCAGUAAUCCUGAAGUAGCACAAAAAGAAGCCGUUGUGCUUUCUCUCAAAGAUCACAUGGGUAUUUGAGUGCCUUGUCAUGGUUUUAAUGCUCUGGAUUCACCAACAGGAGGAAGCCCCCAUACCUGUGCUCAGAAUAAUGCAGGUGGUUAUGAGACUGUAAGAUUUCUUCCGCUCAUUUAUGGAGACACUCUACUUAGUGGGAGACCUAAGUAUGACCUCCCUAAAUUCCUGGGAAAGUUUGCUGCACCUGCUCCUACCACCAAAUCACUAUUACUUUUCCCUGCCCCCGGAAGAUGGAGCUGGAUUUCUGCACAGUGCUGGCUUUGCCUUCCUUGACCUCACAAGCUGAGCUGCUGCUCAGUCUCUUCUUGUUCUAUACAGUCAGGGAGGCAGGUUUGCAGCUGUGCAGGCUAAGGGCAAGGUUAAGUGGUCACUUAGCAAGUGGCCACUGCUCAGAUGACACUCUGGUCCUGCAGGGAUGCCUCUGCAAAAGUAGCCAGGAAGGUACAGGAAUCACAGCAGGAGGAACUCACAAUGAUGUUGAGUUACAUCACAGUCUGCUUUCUGAAAACUCCUUCUGUUCUUUGAUAUGACAGGUUUUCCAGAGGCACAUUUUGUGCAGAGUUUGCACUUUUGCCUUGUACGACCCCUCUCUCCCUCCACUCGCACACUGGGAGCUGCACAGUCUCCUCCUAGACAGCGUGAACGCUUGGAGCUGGAGGGUCUCUCUGCAGGCGUUUGGCUCUCGAUUCUUGUCUCUUCGUUGUUAAAUAUUUACAGUGAGACGUACCAGAUGCUUCCCAGGAAGGGUUUUGUCAGCUUCCAAGUCCCCAGAUGCAGCUGCAGAAGAGGCUGACGGCCAUUAAAGGGAUCGUGUCAGCACGGGUUCGGCAGCGAUGCAGGGACCUCCUCUCGCUCGAGCCGCGGGCACCGCUGGCCGCGCUGUCUCAGCCAUAGAGGGAUCCAGGCAGAGAGCACCCUUCUGCUGAUGCCAAGAGAUUAAUGAUGGCUGGUCCUCAGGCUCUUGUUUUAAUUCUGCUUUGAAGCUCUUUCACUGCAGAAGGAGCAGGUGAUGCUCUUGGAUUUUGUUGUUGCACCUUUUUUCUAGGGCCAUCUCUCUACAGUAGUGAUGCUGCCUUGGCUCCUCCUCGGUUCUCAGUACACUGGUGUCUAUCUUGGUAACCUAGCUGCCCUGAGGAGAGAGGGGUAGACUGAUCCAGGGGGGCAAACUCCUGUCACCUGCUCUGGGCAUCACCAGCCCAUGGAGAAGCCAGCAUCUGGAGCAUUGCUGCCGAAUGUGUCUCCGGUGCUCCUCACACUGGUCAGGUUCCCAGUGUGCUUCCUGCUUUCAAGAUAAAGUCCAGGGCCUUGGGCUAGGUCCCUGUUCGUUGCUCUUGAUGCUUAUCAGCUUUUGCUGCUGACAAGGUGACCGUCUGCAAAGCAUUGAGGAUGGGCAGGGAGGGUUCCCCCAGUCUGGGCUGUAUACUGGUCUGGCCCCUCCACCCAGGAUUGCUCCUGUGCACACAGGGAUUGCUCCUGUGCCAGCUGUCCCUGUUUUAAGUAUUACAACUCCUGCUGGCUUGAGGGUCUUCCCGGGUGCCAUGGAGGUAGGAUCCUGGGAGGUGGCAGGUCGGCUCCUCUGAGGGGGGGCCAGGGAGGAGCAGGCUCGCUAGGUCAUCGUUUUUCCAACUAAAUAUAGUUGCCCGUGCUUUUAUAAGGUCGGGAUUUUUGCAUCACGUGACCGCCUUAUCCCUCCCAGCCUGCAGUCAGAGUAGGGGAUCGUGUGUCUGAAUGGGUAAUAAUUAACUGUUAACUAGCUUUUCAUUAGAGCCUGGCAGACGGGCAGAACGGUGCAGCAGAGGUACACAGGAGCAGAGGAAACUGCACCUGAUCUCUCCUGGAGGGUGGACACCCCCCUUUAAUUUGCAAAUCACUUGUCCCCAAAGGUGAGUGGGUUGGGUUGGGUUUUUUAAUUUUUUUAUAAGGAGUUGUGAGUCUUGCCUGGUGUCUGCCUUUGCUGUCCUGUAGUUAGUUCCUCUUCAUGUCAACCCUCCCUCUCCCCCGCCACUGGUUUUAGUUUUUAUAUCAUGAACUAUCAGUUGCUUUCUGAGCUGGCUUGGAGGAGGGCCUUACCCUCCAUCUCUUCCACAGUUUGGCUCACUUGCUUACCCUGGGCCCCUGCAGCCUUGCCUCAGGUGCCCUCGUGUCCCAGCACUGGUGUCCUUGCUGUGCCUCGUGCCUGGAGCAGCAGCUGGAUGGACUCGUGCCUUUUCCCAGGGGCCCAGGCUGACAUGGUGUUUUCUCUGGAGUGUUCUCCCUGGAGCACCCCUGGCUUUUCCAGCCCCUCUCCCUGAACCAUUUAACCUAACGAGUGUUCGCAGGUGUCCUUGAAGGUUUUUCUGCCUUCCAUGCCGGCAGAGGAAUUUCUAGUGACAUGCUCUGCCGGCUGGAGGUGUGUCUGCACCAGACAUACUGGGUCAGGCGCUGGUGCUGGAGCAGCCUCUCCUGCAGAGGUGGUGGGUGCCUUUUCCCUGCUCUGAGAGAACGGGAUGGCUCAGCAGCUGUGGGGGCCUGAGCCAGCCCAACUUCCUCAUUUUGACAGUUUCUGAAGUCUGGUCAGCUGGGUGACCUUGGCUGUGUCCCCUGUGUGAUGAUUCUUGGUUUCUGGGAGCCAUUGGCUUCCCCUGGAGGGAAUCCUUCGCUUAGGAGUUUUGGUUUUCUUUUUGCAGAACACUGGGUGGGAGGUGAUUCACGUGCCGUCUCGUUCUGUGUGUGCCUGGCAUCUCAGGAAUUGUGUGCAUGGGUUGUGUGUCAGGAGUUUCCUAGAAAUCCUCUUCCGGGAAGAGCUUUCCUUGAAAAGGCGGUGGAAAGAUGUCACUCGCCCUUAAGAAGGAGUUCAUUUGCUACCUUUAGUAGUAGCUGUCUGUGCCAGGAAGAAUCCAGGGUACCCUCACUGACACUGUUAAUGUUAGAAAUGCCUGUCGGCGUUUCCUAACCCGCUCCUCCUGGAGUGUAGCCUGGGCACGAGUUGAAGUGUUUGUGUCUUGGACUGAGAGGCUGCAGUGAAGAUGGUCAUGCGUUUUUGGUAAGUCCAGACCCUUCCUGCCCCUCAUUUGCUCUGGAAAUAAAUGUCAGAUUCUGAAGAUAAUGCAUGUGUGUGUAGAGCUUGUAGCAGCUUGGUGUAUGUAAAGGAGCAGUGCUAUUGCUCAGCUCCCUGAGGAGGGCUGUGGUCUGACUGAAGCCCCUGCUCGCUGUGAGGAUCUGUGCUGUCAGCAGAGAUGGGCUCUGCACGUCUUGAGCUGCUCCUCCUCUUCCGGGAAUUUCAGGACUAUCAGCUGAGGGAUGUGAAGGCUUGGAGAGCUGGGAUUAUAACUGAUGUGCACACUCAGCCUGUGACAAUGCUGUCCUGGCUUUACCUGCCUGUACCCCAGCCUCCUUACCUGCACUUUUCCGGGACAAACUCCUGAGCUCCUGGAGCUGCGUAGAACACUCAGGUGGGAGUGUUCUCAUGCUCUCUGUGGAGCUGUCAGAUGCCCUUUUUGAAGUUAUUUUUAGCGAGUGAUCUUUGCAGCAGUUACAGAGCUUACAUUGCAGAGAGGUGUAGGCAGCUCCUUGCUUCCUUUGCUGUUACAGUAGGGCUUGUACGCUGGAGCUUCUGUCGAGGAGCUGUGGAAAAUUGCUUGGAAGGCUUUGAGCCACAGUACCUGCAGCUUAUCUCCUGCUCCAGCUGAGGAGGCUUCCCAUGUGCUUUACAAACCUGAAUCCUGCACAGCCAUUCACCUUAAGGAUCCAGUCUUCUGCUUGGUCCUGACCUUGGCCAUUCUUCUGCAGUUUUUCUUGCAUGUACAGGACAUUGCUAAGGUGUUGCAGAUAUUCCUCUUACUUUUGUAAGCAAAGCCAAAUGCUGCCUGCUGGGAGCUGUGAGACCACGUGCUGCAAGUGUUGGGGCCAGCUGUAGUUCUCUGCAGUCCCCAGGAGCAGCUGGGAGCCCCUGUUGUGGAGACACCAACCCAUUUGUGCUGGAAGAUGUCCUUGUGAUAACAUCUCAUUUUAAAGCUGUUGCAGAACUCCAUCCAGUGCUCCCUUGUUUCCUCUCUGGCUGCAACUGCGAUUUGGUGGGAGGUAGAGCUGGUGGUAGGUAAAACAUUGCAGACCUAGAGGAGGUGCAAUCUGUAGGCUGAGCCUGUCCUGAACCUUUUUGGCUUUGUGUGCCUUGUUAUGCCUUCAGCAAAAUGUGAGCAUGCCAAGCAGUCAGUGCAGUAAAUCCCAGGCUUUUCCGCUCGUGUGUGGAGCUGCAGCGACAAGUGUUUCCCAUCUCAGCUCUGGCACACAGCUGAGGCUGUGCUGGGAGCAGCUCCUUGGGAGGCAGGGCAGAGCUGGAUCUGCUGAUUGGUCUCUGGGGGUAUCUGCAUCUCUCUGCACACAGGGUGCUACCAGAUGGCUCCCUGGGAAGGCUGAGGUCCCCUCCCAUCUGCUGGUGCUUCCCAGCCCCUUGCAGCAAGGGUGUGUUGCCCACCACAGCCUCUUGCUGAUGCAGAAAUGGGUGUAGCACCCACAAAAGGGGCAUAAUGUGUUUGCCCAUUCCCUAAGGCUUCUCUGCCUGUAACUUUAGGGAGGCCUCUUGGGAUGGACUCGAAAAGAAAAAAGCUGUGUCACUGUCUGCAAAAGGUGGCUGCUUGUGGGAGCAGGGACUGUUGGGCUUGCAGGUCACAUCUGGCCUGCAGGACUGGUCCUGCAAAUGUCUCUGUCUGCUGCUGGUGGAUAUGAAGCUCACCAGCUGUGUCCUCUGAUGGCUUGGACAGGCUCAGACUCCACGUUCUGUGCUGAGUGCAUGGACAGUGAUGAGUGCCACAGGAGAGUCUCUAAAUCCGUGCCAUGCCCUUGCUGCUGUGCAGAUCAGGCCACCCUGGGAGAGAGAUUGCUUGAGGCCUGGAGGGUUGAUGCUCUGAAUUUCCCAUAUUGGGAAGGUGGGGAUGCACCUUUGGAGCUGUUCUCCAUUGGCUCCCUAGGUCUUCUUUUAGGCCAGGAAGGAGAUUCUUGCAGCCACAGUGGGGUCCUGGCAGGCCUGGCUUUGGCUGGUUGCCUGCUGGGUCUGUUUUACGGGAAUUUCUUUGUGGGUUGGUGCUGUUUCACCACAUCUUUCCUGUGUAUCAGUACCCCAGGAGGGACUCUUCUGCCCUCACAAAAUGACUGUGAAGGACCUGUCUACCUCCUGGAAAAACAUCUAAUCCCACUUAGAAAAAAUUUUAAACAUUUUUUUCAGCUCACUCUUGUCCAGCAUUCACUUACUCUUUCUCACCUAAAAACCUUGAUGGUGGAGUGGGUGUCCCGUUGUGUUGGUUAUGGCUUACAGUCUUCACAUGUGCCAGGAGUGUUGUGUGGAGUGUGGGAAGGAGGGAGGAUUGUUUGGAGACAGAAGAGUGAAGUGGAUCCUGGUGGACUGCUGGGCACGUGGCUGUCUGUCCCACACAGCACCCUCCAGCUCCUGCCAGGGCUCUGGGGAUACUGGUUUGGCUCUUGCAGGAGGAGGAGCUGCAUCACAGAGCAUGUGUCCCUGCCUCAGCCCCUUCAGCACAAAGUCCAGGCUCUUGGCUUGGAACCACCUUUAUCAGCAGUUUCUGGCAGGUGCCAGGCUGUGGAGCAGGGAGCAGGAUGGCUCCUUUCUGUCGACCUGGCUGCUGUGUCAGGGACAGUGUGCCAGAGCUGAGGACUCUGCAUUCCUGCUGGGAGCUUGGGCUGUCCUCUGAGGCUGUCCCAGCUGCUGCUGGGGUUCUCAAAGCCCUUGUCUGCCCUUGCACAUGAGUGGUACACCUGGAGCAGGCAUUACAGCAUUCUUGCUGUAGGUACAGGUAUUUUUCCAGUAAUGCCAGGUCUGUGCCCAGCACUGCAGACUUAUUCCCUCUCUUCUCUAAAAUUCCAUUAUAAUUUCCAUUGGAUGCAAGGGAAGGCAGAAAACCAGUUGCUGGGUGUUUGGUUUCAUUUUCCCUGAUAAGGUAAUAGAUGUCUCUUUGACUUGAGUUCAGUGGUCUGUGUCCCUGUUGGGGUGGAGGGACAUUUAGCUGUGGAUCUGCUGCAACUCUGGGUGUCUGCACAGCCUUGCCCUUGGUGUUUGUCAGCUGCACUGGGGAGUGAGUGUCCAAAUGAGUGAGUGCUCUGGCUGUGGCCUGGCCACGGGGAGGGUUUGGCUGUGAUAGCAGCAUUGGGGCUGCUGUGGGUGCUCCCACCUGUCCCUCGUCCCCUUGCUUGCUAAGGAGUAAUUUCCACGUGGCUGGGCAAUCCCAUGGUUGGGCAAAUGAUCAGGUUCUGGCUGCAGGCAGCAGAUCAAAACUCGAGACCUGCUUUUCUGUUCUUGGCUGUGCCAGCAUCUGCUCUGUGGCCGCAGGCAAAGCUGCUCCUUGCUUCCCUGCCCGCUGUCCCCGUGCCAGCCUCACACCACUAAAGCCCUGGCUCCUGCUGCAGCUGUUUUGUCUGUCCCCUCACACAGAGAGGCCCUGUUUUUCAGGAGGUGGUCAGGCAUUGCUAGUGCAACUGAAAUUACUUACUGCCACCAAACAGAUGCAAAAGGACGGUUGAUUGUGAGACGCCCAGAGGUCUGAGACAUCUGUCAGCAGCUUUGAAAGGCUCGGCUGUGAACCAGGGCGGUAUCCAGUGUCCCUCACUGCUUGUGCUGAGCUCCUGCGUGGAAUGAGCAGCACGCACUUGCUCUCCACUUCCCAGGCUGAUGCAGUCAGGUUUUCCUGCAGGGGGUCUUUUCAGCUGAGGACCACAAUAUGUGUUGCUGGUGCCCUUGGUUAUGUUGCUGUGCCCUGGAGGGUGCCAGGCGUGCAGGGCCUCUGCUUGCCUUGGUCUUGGCUCAGCAGAUGCUGUGUCUGGCCGUGUGCACCAGCACAGUCACACCCUUUCGGUCUCCUACUUUGGUCUCCACCAUGAAUUGCUGGAUCUCGGCUCCAUCCACGCUCCAUAUGCCCGAAGCCCCAGCCUGGAGCAGCCUCCCUGCUGGACUGCAGCCCUUGGCUUUGUGUUUUGUCUUCCGCAGUGCUCUGCAAAUGCUAAUUAGUCUUCUCAGCACCUCAGCGAGAUAAGGGAUCCCUGUUCAUAUCUUGCAGAUAAGGAAAGCAGCAGAACUUGUUUCAAACAAUCUCCUCCCUCCCCCGCAGAGAUGAUGGAGUCUGCGGCACCUGCCCCUGCAGCCUGUGCCCCUUUGUCCUCUUUCACUGCUGCUUGUGAGGCCCCUCUCUUUGAGUGAUACCCAGAAAAAAGCACGAGGGCAUCUAUAGCUUGAGGGCUCCUGAGGUGAAGCAGCUGGAGGCAAGGGCCAGAUGCCAUUGCUGUGCUGUGGUGGGAGCAGGCGCCUGGAUGGGAUCCUUGCAGUAAAAGAGGGAGCCCUGCUGUCCCCUAGCCCCGGAGAUCAGAGCCUGAUCAGGCUGUACCAGCCCCGACAGUGCUGUAGGAACAGGCAGGGGUGCUCUGUAUCUAUGGAAAACCAGGCUGGCUGUGGGCUUGUGCUGUAGCUCCUGGUGCCUUUUGAAGCUAUAUUUAGUUGGUGACAUCUGUGGGCGUUGAGUGGAGGAUUUUGGGGGCUGUUUUGAAAGCGCUGGCUCUUCCUACACUAGCAGGGAAAUCUAAAAGCCUUGUGGCAAGCUUUGUGCCGUGGAGCCAGGAUUCUCAAUGAAGUGCACAUGGAAUAAAUGAGGGACACAUGGGACUGCUGCUACUCAUGAGGGGAAGCACUGCAGGUGGGUUGGGGAAGUCCUGGGGUAAAAGGGGAGGAUU
Sturnus vulgaris (Common starling) is the source of this 9079-nucleotide messenger RNA. The record is from RefSeq and is a predicted model, not a curated record. Lineage: Eukaryota; Metazoa; Chordata; Aves; Passeriformes; Sturnidae.